This is a messenger RNA of Salarias fasciatus (jewelled blenny), 4141 nucleotides long. RefSeq names its product kinesin family member 5A, b (gene kif5ab). Gene Ontology annotation, molecular function: microtubule motor activity; microtubule binding; ATP binding. The record is from RefSeq and is a predicted model, not a curated record. Bases 215 to 3469 code for a protein of 1084 amino acids. Lineage: Eukaryota; Metazoa; Chordata; Actinopteri; Blenniiformes; Blenniidae. Gene Ontology annotation, biological process: microtubule-based movement. The transcript is spliced from 29 exons.
UUUGACAUUUCUUCAGUAAUUUUGGAUGCCAAACUCGUAGUUUUCCAUUCUUCCAAACGCUGGUCUCGCGCUGCAUGUGUUCUCAGCUGCUGGAUUCACUCUGCAGAAAAAGCUCGGACCGAGAAUUUUAUUUAUUUAUUUAUUUUUUUAAACAAUUUUGGGAAAUUCUUCCAAAUCUUCCGGGGAGCGCAACCACUAUAUUUUUGUCCUCACAAUGGCUGAUGCCAACGCUGAAUGCAAUAUCAAGGUGUUGUGUCGAUUCCGUCCGCUGAAUCAGUCCGAAAUUAUCCGCGGAGAUAAGUUCAUCCCGGUAUUUCAAGGAGAAGACUCUGUCAUCCUCGGGGGGAGGUCGUAUGUGUUCGACAAGGUGUUCCCUACCAACACCACACAGGAGCUGGUUUACAACGCCUGUGCCAAGCAGAUCGUCAAAGAUGUACUGGGUGGAUACAAUGGGACCAUCUUCGCCUAUGGGCAGACAUCCUCGGGAAAGACGCACACCAUGGAGGGAAACCUCCAUGAUCCCCAGGGAAUGGGAAUAAUACCACGAAUAGCAGAGGACAUUUUCGAACAUAUAUUUGCCAUGGAUGAAAACCUAGAAUUUCAUAUAAAGGUCUCCUACUUUGAGAUCUACUUGGAUAAAAUCCGGGACCUACUGGAUGUGACAAAAACCAAUCUGUCAGUGCAUGAAGACAAAUACAGAGUUCCCUACGUGAAGGGCUGCACAGAGCGAUUUGUCACAAGUCCUGAGGAGGUGAUGGAUGUGAUAGACGAGGGGAAGGCCAAUCGUCACGUUGCUGUCACCAACAUGAAUGAGCACAGUUCCCGCAGUCACAGCAUCUUCCUGAUAAACAUCAAGCAGGAGAACGUGGAGACGGAGCAGAAGCUGAGUGGGAAGCUGUACCUGGUCGAUCUAGCCGGGAGUGAGAAGGUCAGUAAGACGGGUGCGGAGGGAGCGGUGCUGGAUGAAGCCAAGAACAUCAACAGGUCCCUGUCGGCUCUGGGGAACGUCAUUUCAGCUUUGGCUGAGGGAACGAAAUCCCACGUGCCGUACCGUGACAGCAAAAUGACUCGCAUCCUGCAGGACUCGUUGGGUGGGAACUGUCGCACCACCAUGUUUAUCUGCUGCUCACCCUCCAGCUACAACGAAACAGAGACCAAAUCCACCUUGAUGUUUGGCCAACGAGCCAAGACCAUCAGAAACACUGUAUCGGUGAACCUGGAGCUCACAGCGGAGCAGUGGAAGAAGAAGUACGAAAAGGAGAAGGAGAAGAACAGGUCAAUGAAGGAGACUAUUCAAAAACUGGAGGCUGAGCUGAACCGCUGGAGGAACGGUGAGGAAGCUGUGGUGCUGGGCGAAGGUUCAGAAGAUGGCGAAGAAUCUGAGGAGCCGGUUCUUGACGUAUGCAGCCCCUGCACCCCCUGCACCCCCUGCUCGAUCGCCUCAUCCAUCGUGGUCCACAUCUCUGAAGAGGAGCGGCAGAAGUACGAGGAGGAGAUCCGCAAGCUUUACAAACAGCUGGAUGAUAAGGAUGACGAGAUCAACCACCAGAGCCAGAUGGUGGAGAAGCUGAAGGAGCAGAUGCUCGACCAGGAGGAGCUUCUGGCGUCGUCCCGGGGUGACAGCGAGAAGGUGCAGUCGGAGCUCGGCCGGCUGCAGACGGAGAACGAGAAUUCAAAGGCGGAGGUGAAGGAGGUCCUCCAAGCUCUGGAGGAGCUGGCCGUCAACUACGACCAGAAGAGCCUGGAGGUGGAGGAGAAGAGCGUGCAGAACAAGCUCCUGGCUGAAGAGCUUGCAAAGAAAAUGUCUCACCUCGUGGCUUUGGAGGCGGAGCUGUCGCGCAUCCAGGAAGUGAGCAGCCACCAAAGAAAACGCAUCGCGGAGAUUCUCAACGGGCUCAUGAGGGAUUUGAGCGAGUUCAGCACCAUCAUUGGAAACAAAGACAUCAAGCUGCCCAUGGAGAUUACGGGCGCAAUCGAGGAGGAGUUCACCGUGGCUCGCCUCUACAUCAGCAAGAUAAAGUCAGAGGUGAAGUCCAUGGUGAAGCGCUGCCGCCACCUGGACAACCUUCAGAUGGAGUGUCACCGCAAGAUGGAGGAGACCGGCCGGGAGCUGUCCUCGUGCCACCUCCUCAUCUCACAGCACGAGGCAAAGAUCCGCUCUCUGACGGAGUACAUGCAGAACGUGGAAAUGAAGAAGCGGCAGCUCGAGAACAGUUAUGACUCUCUGACCGAGGAGCUGGCGAAACUCCAAGCUCAAGAGAGCAUGUCACAGAUGACAAGAGGAGAAAAACACACCUCUGUCCAGGAUCCCUGCGAUAUAAAGAAGGCCCUGGAGCAGCAGAUGGAGUCGCACCGUGAGGCGCACAGCAAACAGCUCGGGCGUCUGCGAGAUGAGAUCAAUGAGAAGCAGAAGACCAUUGACGACUUAACCGACUGUAACCAGAAGCAGCAGUUGGAGUUGGAGCAACUGCACGGCGACUUUGAACGUCUCCGAAGCCAGGAGCAUCACAAGAGCCGGCAGCUGGAGGAACUGACAUUUCUCCAUGAACGGCAUGAGCAGUCAAAGCAGGACCUCAAGGGCCUGGAAGAGACUGUUGCUCGUGAGCUCCACACCCUGCACAACCUCCGCAAGCUUUUCGUUCAAGACCUCACAGCUCGAGUUAGAAAAAGUGCUCAGCCGGAUGAUUGUGGAGGAUAUAUCACCCAGAAGCAGAAGAUUUCCUUUCUUGAAAACAACCUGGACCAGCUUACAAAAGUUCACAAACAGCUGGUGCGUGACAAUGCAGAUCUUCGCUGUGAGCUUCCGAAGCUGGAGAAGCGUCUUCGGUCUACGGCUGAGCGAGUCAAGGCGCUGGAGGGCGCACUGAAGGAGGCCAAGGAGGGAGCCAUGAAGGACCGCCAGCGCUACCAGCAGGAGGUCGAGAGAAUCAAGGAUGUGAUGAUGAGGGCGCGCAAUCCCUUCCGCCGUCCUCACGCUGCGCAGAUCGCCAAGCCUGUGCGUCCUGGCCAUUAUCCAGUCUGCUCUCCCAUGAACCCUUUCUUCAUCCGAGGAUUCAGCGAUCAUCCCGUUGCCUUCUCCAACGUUGUUUUCCACAACAUCAACCGGGAUGAACCGGCGGAUUCCCCGGCAGAAUCUCCCGCAGAUUCUCCCGCUGAUUCCCCGACGGAGGACGAUGAGCCCAGGUUACCCGAGGCCAACUCAAACCAGAGCAGCCCCGUCAAACAGCCGCACUCGCAAAGCAACGACACACAUGACAACGAUGUUCAGAACAACAAGUUUCCAGCUGGAGCAGAAAACCAAGCAGCCAGCAGCACUCCAGAGAUGCUCGAUUCAGAAAACGGAAACACCACAGAUAUCAAUGACAACAGCAUGUGUCUGAAUGUGAAUUCUGUGUCCAGAACUGAUGUCUGUGACAAUCAGGACCCAUCCAAACUCUACAGCCUGCGCCCAGAGGCCUCAAGCAGCUAAUACUGUGCAGCAGGCAGACAUUUUUUUGUCUGAGACCUCCUGUGUAAAUCUGCAUGCAGCUGAUCACUGUCCUCCCUCCCUGCCCUAUCUUCACCUGCUGUAAACAGACCUCCUGUGUGUCUUUUCUGCACCCUGCUUGCUCGCAUUCAAUCGUCUCUCCUGUCCGUACUAUGAUGCGUGGUGUGUGUGUGUGUGUGUGCGUGCGUGCGUGUGUGUGUGGGUAACAGUUCGGCAAGGAGCGCAUCGGAAACGCCCAACCUGUCAGCUUGCACCCAGGCUGCUGCUGCACCUCCUCUCCCAUGACUUUAAAUACAAAGGGACCACAAACAGAGGGGUGGAGGGGGGAACAGGUGCAGUGCGGUGGGCGUCCACUAGGGUGUGCUGUGUCUCACUGUGAUCGACAUGUGGACAUGAAACCAGUGCAUUCAACAGUAAAAUGAAGCUCAUCCUCAGCAUUAUUAUUAUGAAUGAUAUUAUUGUUAUUAUUAUUAUGAAUGAACAUAUGGGCUAAAGGCAAACAGAAACAUUUAAAAAAAAAACUGUGUGAACCUCGUGCCAACGUCACUGAUAUUUAUACUUUUGACUGCAUGUUGAUUUUCGAUGUUGGUCAGCAUUUUUCAGAAAAAGCGGGGGAAAAAAAACAAGACCGCAAGAAAGCCAGAGGGGAAUCAC